This is a messenger RNA of Saxophila tyrrhenica, 765 nucleotides long. RefSeq lists its product as uncharacterized. The coding region runs from base 1 to 765 and encodes 254 amino acids. The record is from RefSeq and is a predicted model, not a curated record. Lineage: Eukaryota; Fungi; Ascomycota; Dothideomycetes; Mycosphaerellales; Extremaceae. The transcript is spliced from 7 exons.
AUGCCGUACAGCUUAGCAGCACGCAACGUCUUGGUUACCGGCGGUUCUAGAGGCCUUGGAGCAGAAGUCUGCCGCAAGUUCGCUGCGAGAGGCUGUAAUGUCGCCAUCAACUACGCCAACAAUGAAGCACCCGCGAAGGAACUUGCGAAAGAAAUCGAGUCGAAACACAGCGUCAAGACUGUCGUUUUGAAGGGCGAUGGCGGGAACAUGGACGACUGCAAAAAAUGCGUCGCCGACACCAUCUCCGCCUUCGGCGGCCUCGACAUCCUCAUAGCAAACGCCGGCUGGACGCGGUUCUCGGACUUCGCCGACCUGUCCUCCAUGUCCGACGACGAAUGGACGAAAUGCUGGAAGACCAACGUCUUGGGGCCGAAGACGUACGUGCAAGCUGCUAUGCCGACUUUUAACCAGAAUGCGGAGGGUGGGGUGGUGAUUAUUACGUCGAGUAUUGCGGCGCAGAGUUUGGGCGGGAGCAGUAUGCCGUAUUGCGUUACGAAGGCGGCGCAGGUGCAUAUGAUGAAGUGUGUGGCCAAGACGCAAGGGAAGAAGUUGAGGAUCAACGCCGUGUUGCCCGGACUCCUGUUGACGGACUGGGGCAAUGAGUAUGGUGAAGACAGGAUUAACACUCUCAAGGAGGCCAGUGCGCUGAAGCAGGAGACGAUCGUGAGUGAUUGCGCCGAUAUGUACAUUGAGCUGGCGCAGAACACGUCGAUGACCGGUCAGGCGAUCACUGUCGACUCGGGACUCAAUGUCGGCAAUAUGUAG